This is a messenger RNA of Ceratina calcarata, 439 nucleotides long. RefSeq lists its product as uncharacterized. Gene Ontology annotation, molecular function: peptidyl-tRNA hydrolase activity. NCBI's taxonomy places the organism in Eukaryota, Metazoa, Arthropoda, Insecta, Hymenoptera, Apidae. The record is from RefSeq and is a predicted model, not a curated record. The coding region runs from base 1 to 435 and encodes 144 amino acids. The transcript has 4 exons.
AUGAAGACACCGAACAGAAACUUGAGACAAGUAAACAACAAGCGCAGAAGACUUGAUAUUACUAUUUCACGUGGGCAUGCUACGACGCAGUAUUUAUUUUAUGCAAUACUCAAUACUGAUCUGCGUAUGAAUAUAGGAGUUGCAGCAGAAAAUAUUGCAAAUGCUUUGCUAAUCCUAUAUAACCAGUUGGAUACCGAUACAGUGAAAUACCAAUACGUUGAUAUUUGGGCAAAAAGCGGACGAAGGAUAACGAUUCUGAAGGGAUAUGAUCACAAACAUCUGAAAUACUUAGAGAAUGAGCUACAAUUUAUGGCACUAGGUACUCACGCACUUCGACAAAUUUGGGGACGCAAUAGAGCAAUUGUAGUGUUAGCGGUUUUCGGACAAAAAGAGGAUAUGGACGAAAUUUUUGAAGGAUUAUCAUAUUUACGGUAAUAUC